CCUGUCCCUGUCAAGCUUUUGGCAGCCCUUCAAGAAACUCAUUUGUUCGGCAUGAAGCUUAUCAACGAAAAAAAAUUCUUAUCAGCGUGAGCUUAUUGGCACGCGACUCUCUGACAGUGCACUUUAUAUAAAACUUCAUAAAGAUCCUCAAACUGACGCAAGACCGUUGAGAUGAGCUUUUCAUUCCAGGUCAAUUAGGAAGCUGUGAUAAUGUUAGAAGGAAACCCUUUACCACAAAGUGCCGGUUAUGCCAUUGUUGUUGGGCUAGGUGCAGUCUUUGCAUUUGGUAUGAUUGCAGUCACUGCGAUGUUGAGACGUUAUCAAAAGGAAAUCAUCACUGCUGAAGAGUUCGCUACUGCUGGUAGAAGUGUCAAUACUUCUCUUAUUGCUGCUGCUGUGGUUAGUUCUUGGACUUGGGCUGCCACUCUUUUACAAUCCACUACUCAAGCUUAUAAAAAUGGUGUCUCUGGUGGGUUUUGGUAUGCUUCAGGUGCUUGUGUUCAAAUCAUUUUGUUUGCAACUUUAGCUAUUAAGGCAAAGCAAAUUGCCCCAGGUGCACAUACUUAUCUUGAAAUUGUCAGAGCUAGAUAUGGUAAGACUGCUCAUUUGGUUUAUACUUAUUUCGCAUUUGCAACAAACAUUUUGGUUACUGCUAUGUUAUUGGCUGGUGGUUCCGCCACGGUUAAUUUCUUGACUGGUAUGCACCCAGUUGCUGCUAUCUUUUUAUUGCCAUUGGGUACUGUUGUCUAUACUUUAUUUGGUGGUAUCAAGGCAACUUUUUUGACAGAUUAUGCACAUACUGUUGUGAUUGUUAUUAUCAUUUUCGUCUUUGCAUUUUCCGUUUAUGCUGCUAGUCCAUUAUUAGGUUCUCCAAGUGCAGUGUAUGAUAAAUUAACAGAAUUGGCUAAGACUCAUCCAAUUGAAGGAAAUCAUAAAGGUUCAUAUUUAACAUUCAAUUCCAAAUCAGGUGGGAUGUUCUUUUUAAUUAACAUUUCAGGAAACUUCCCAACAGUGUUCAUGGAUCAGGGUUACUGGAACAAGGCAAUUGCUGCUUCUCCUGCUGCUUCAUUACCAGGAUAUGUUCUCGGUGGGUUGGCAUGGUUUGCUAUUCCUUGCUUGAUCUCAACUUCAAUGGGAUUAGCCUGUAGAUGUUUAGAAGAUAGUCCAAGUUUCAUGUAUUAUCCAAAUGGGUUGAGUGCUACUCAAGUUGCUGAAGGUUUAGUCUUGCCAACUGCUGCUUACACUUUAUUGGGUAAAGGUGGUGCAGUCGCUUCUUUAUUGUUGGUUUUCAUGGCUGUCACUUCAGCUAUGAGUGCUGAAUUAAUUGCUGGUUAUAUCAACCCAAGGGCUUCAGGUAAAAAGCUAAUCUUGGUUUCUCAUGCUAGUUGUAUUAUUUUUGGUCUUAUUAUGAUUGGGUUUUCCAUUGGUUUGCACUAUGGUGGUGUUAGUAUGGGGUUCUUGUAUGAAUUGAUGGGUAUCAUUAUUGCAUCUGCUGUUAUUCCUGCUUCUUUAACAAUGUUUUGGUCAAGACAAAAUUGGGCAGCUGCAGUGAUUUCACCUGUUCUUGGAUCAUUGGUUGGGAUUAUUAGUUGGUUAGCUUCUGCUAAAAGUAUGUUUGGUUCAGCAAGUUACGAUAAUUUAUUUGAAGAUGAUCCAAUGUUGAUCGGUAAUCUUGUUUCAUUACUAUCUCCAUUAAUUUUUGUUCCAGUGCUAACUAUUUGCUUUAAACAUGAACCUUUUGACUGGGAAAUCUUGAAAGAAAUCAAAAGAGUUGAUGAAACUGAAGAAAUCAUGCAAAGUGAAGGUGAAGUCUAUGAUGAAAAAAAUGAUAAAGAAAAUUUAAACCCAAUAACUUCAGUUGCUACAGUUGGGAAACAAUUGGCUCAAUCAAAUAAAGAUAAAUUGUUGGAGGAAGAAACUGCACAUUUGGCCAAGUCUGCUAAAAUUGGUGGGUACCUUUGUAUUUUCAUGGCUCUUGCAUUUUUGAUUGUCUGGCCAAUGCCAAUGUAUGGUUCCAAAUACAUUUUCAGUAAAAAAUUUUUCACUGGUUGGGUUACUGUUUUGAUUAUUUGGUUAUUCUUUACUUGUUUUAUGGUUUGUAUUUAUCCAUUAUGGGAAGGUCGUCAUGGUAUUUAUACAACUUGUCGUGGGUUAUAUUGGGAUUUAACUGGUCAAACUUAUAAAUUACGUGAGUGGCAAAACUCCCACCCAGAACAAUUACAUGUUGUUCAAUCACAAAUUAGUGCUGCUGUUCAUGAAGGCCGUGAGGAAAAUGAAGAUAAAAUUAGGCAUAUUGAUGAUGAAUUGAAAUAGAGCAAAGGAGAGAAAGAGAUGUGAUUUUUAAACUAUAGUUUUGUGAUUUUUUUUUGCGAGAUAUUCUUUAGUCACCACUAAAGAGUUGAUAACUUUUGAAAAUAUAUGUUAUAUUGGUACUUUUAGGUUUCUAGAAAUGCUGUAGCCUUCGUUCAAUUAAAG
Molecule: messenger RNA, 2475 nt
Organism: Hansenula anomala
Lineage: Eukaryota; Fungi; Ascomycota; Saccharomycetes; Phaffomycetales; Wickerhamomycetaceae
Product: sodium:solute symporter family protein
Exons: 4
Coding region: 211-2313 (700 amino acids)
Biological process (GO): spermidine transport; urea transmembrane transport; putrescine transport
Cellular component (GO): plasma membrane
Molecular function (GO): putrescine transmembrane transporter activity; spermidine transmembrane transporter activity; urea transmembrane transporter activity
Source: RefSeq, a predicted model, not a curated record